This is a messenger RNA of Helicoverpa zea (corn earworm), 7018 nucleotides long. RefSeq names its product syntaxin-binding protein 5 (gene Tomosyn). The record is from RefSeq and is a predicted model, not a curated record. Gene Ontology annotation, cellular component: plasma membrane; SNARE complex; cytoplasm. Bases 1 to 4032 code for a protein of 1343 amino acids. Lineage: Eukaryota; Metazoa; Arthropoda; Insecta; Lepidoptera; Noctuidae. The transcript has 25 exons. Gene Ontology annotation, biological process: regulation of exocytosis; regulation of protein secretion. Gene Ontology annotation, molecular function: myosin II binding; syntaxin binding; GTPase activator activity.
AUGAAGAAGUUCACGUUCAAGGGGGUGCUCGACGGGUUCCGCAGCUCGGUGCAGGCGGCUCCGCGAGGCACCGAGCAGGAGAUCCAGGAGACUCUGCGCCCCGACCACUUCCAAAUCAAAAAGACAUUUCGGCACGGGUUCCCGUUCUCGCCAACGGCGCUAGCAUGGGACCCCAUACAGAAGCUGCUCGCCAUAGGCGACAAAGGCGGCAACCUCAGAAUUCUCGGCGGUCCCGGGGUAGACGCUCACGUGCGCCACGAGUGCGGGGAGGCAGUCCUGCACGCCAGGUUCCUCAUCAACGAGGGAGCCCUGGUGACGGCCACCGCAGACGACCAGCUGCACCUGUGGACCUUCCGACAGAAGUCACCGCAGAGGCUGCACUCGCUCAAGUUCCAGAGAGAAAGGAUCACGUGCCUGCACCUGCCGCUGGCGUCCAAGUGGGUGCACGUGGGCACGGAGCGCGGCAACGUGCACGUCGUCAACAUCGAGACCUUCGCGCUCUCCGGGUACGUCAUCAACUGGAACAAGGCCAUCGAAGUGACGAGGCCGAACCACCCCGGCGCGGUCGUCGAAAUUAGCGAUAAUCCCCUCGACUCCAGCAAGCUGCUGAUAGCGUUCGAGACGGGCCUGGUGGUGGUGUGGGACCUGCGCGCGCGCGCGGCGGAGUGGCGCGGCGCGCUGGGCGCGGGCGCGCCGGGCGACGGCGUGCGCGCGGCGGCGUGGCAGCACGACGGCAAGCUCAUGACGGCGCACGCCGACGGCGCGCUCGCCGUCUGGACCACGCGCGCGCCCAGGCCCUCCUCGCUCUCCUACCCACAUGCAAAAGCAAACAAAGACGGCAAACUAGAACCUUGUAAACCUAUACUCAGACUGGAAUGGAAGACUUCGAGAACAGGCGAGAGCCUGGUGAUCUUCAGCGGCGGGCUGCCGACGGACAAGGCGGGGCGCACACACAGCAUCACGGUGCUCAACGGCAAGUCCACCACCGUGCUCGAGAUGGAGCACAGCGUGGUGGACUUCGUCACGCUCUGCGAGACUCCUCACACGGCGGACUACCAGGAGCCGUACGCGAUAGUGGUGCUGCUGCAGAACGACCUGGUGGUGAUAGACCUGCAGUCGCCCGGCUACCCCUGCUUCGAGAACCCCUACCCCAUGGACAUCCACGAGUCGCCGGUCACGUGCUGCUCGUACUUCGCGGACUGUCCAUCCGACCUGAUCCCGGCGUUCUACUCGGUGGGGCGGCAAGGCAACAAGAAGCCGACGGGCUUCAGCGAGAAGCUGUGGCCCAUCAACGGCGGCGAGUGGGAGCCCGCCUCCUGCUCAUACAACGAGAUCAUUCUCACCGGACAUGCAGACGGCAGUGUAAAAUUUUGGGACGCAAGUGCAGGGACCUUACAAAUUUUGUACAAAUUAAAAUGUUCUAAAGUGUUCGAGCGUCGCGGCGGCGCGGGCGGCUGCGGCUACGAGGACAGCCCGCUGGCGGUGCAGCAGAUCGCGCUGUGCGCGGAGUCGCGGCGCCUGGCGCUGGCGCUGCCGCACGGACACGUCGUGCUCUUCAAGUUCCGCAAGGGCGACACGCACGGCGACACACACGUGCUGGAGAUCCCCAUGAUAUCGGAGUCGAUGGAGGAGGAGGGGGGGGGCUCGCCGGACGCGGAGGGGGGCGCGGGGGGGCGCUCGCUCUCCUUCAGCCGCGCCAGCGACGCCUCCGAUGCUGACACCAGAAAAGGCGGCGCGUGGGCGGGCGGCGCGUGGGCGGGCGGCGCGGUGCGCGUGCGCGCGGGCGGGCGCGGCGGGCGGCGGGCGGCGGGCUUCCAGCCGGCGCUGGUGGCGCUGCAGCAGGGCCCGCCGCACCCCGUCACCGCGCUCACCAUCAACUCCUCCUACGGCCUCAUGGCGUGGGGCGGCGAGCGCGGCGUGGUGGUGGUGGACACGCUGCGGCGCGUGCUGCUGGCAGCGCAUGCGCCGGCGCAGCUGUACGCGCCGCCCGCGCCGCCCCGCGCGCCCGACGCGCAGCGCUCGCCCAGCCUCGACCAGCUGGAGGAGAGCGGCUCGCGGCCCACCCCCGCCGCCAGCCCCAGCGACCUGGCGCCGGAGGAGCCGGCCCCCGAGCCCGCGCCGCCCGCCUCCCCCGCGCCGCCCGCGCACGCCACACCUCCCGACGACAAGGCUAAGCUUGACACUAGAAGAAAGUCCACUUCCUGGAAACAUUUCAAUCUGAAACGACAGCUCUCUAAAGUGGAUCUCAAGUUCAAAGCGGCAUUCGCGACGCCCACCGAAAACAAUCUCGAAGAAGUGGCGGGAGAGAAAAGCAAUUCCCAGUUUUACUGCGAAUCGGCCGAUAGAUCUGAUAAAGUCGACAAAGGCGAGAAAAGCGAACAAGCCGAAAAGACGGACAAAGGCGAGAAGAGCGAGCCGGCGGGCGACAGCGCCGAGUCGCCGUCCAGCUCGGAGCACAAGCCCUCGGACGCGGAGGAGGAGCGCGCGGGGUCGCCGGGCGAGCUGUUCGAGCGCAUGCACCGCGAGCUGCAGGAGCGGCGCGGCGCCGACGUGUACGCGCGCAUGCACCGCGAGCUGCAGGAGCGCUGGCAGGAGCAGGACGCGCCGCCGCGGCCCGACUGCCUGGCGCUGGACGAGGCGCCGCCGCGGCCGGCGCGGCGCGUGCGCGCGGGCGACGCGCGGCUGCUGUCGGUGCCCAACAUCAAGUACCGCGAGCGGCGCGCGGCGGCGCCGGCGCCGGGCUCGCUGGGCGGCCUCAUGCGCCGCUUCAACAAGCUGGACAGCUCGUUCUCGCGCUCGCGCUCCAGCUCCAUGUCCAGCCUGGAGAACAUCUCGCAGGAGGGCAUCCAGUGCCUCGCCUUCGCUGAUAGCUACACUAAAAAGUCUGACCCCACGGCGCUGAUGCCGACGCUGUGGAUCGGCACGACGCUGGGCUCGGUGCUGACGAUGACGAUCACGCUGCCCGAGCCCGAGCUGCGCCAGACGCAGCCCGUGCUCAUCGCCACCAGCGGAGGGCCGUUAUUUAGGUUAAAGGGUUCAAUCCUGACAAUGUCAUUUCUGGACUGCAAUGGUGCUUUAAUUCCUUACUCCUACGAGAGUUGGAGAGACGAUACUAAAGAUGCGAAGGACCGGCGCGAGCGCACGCCCACGAAGCAGAGCUCGUCGGGCAGCGCCAGCCGCAUGAGCCCCACGCCCGGCGCCGACGCCGCCGGCGACCGACAGUUCGUGGUGGUGGCCUCCGAGAAGCAGGCGCGCGUCGUGGCGCUGCCCAGCCAGAACUGCGUCUACCGCCAACAGAUCGUCGACACGGACUUCGUCGUCAAGGCCGAGACGGUCAGCUUGAAAGACAGCGUGUGCCUGGUGAACUACCUGUCGACGGGGCACCUGGUGGCCUACAGCCUGCCAUCGCUGCGGCCGCUGGUGGACGUGGACUUCCUGCCGCUGACGGAGCUCGGCUUCCAGACACAGUCCAAACAGAGGGGUAUCGUAGACCCAAUGCUGUCCAUAUGGGGCCAGCAGCUCAUUGUUAACGAGGACACCGACCAGAUAGCGAAGACGUUCUGCUUCAGCAACAGGGGCCACGGCCUGUACCUCGCGUCACCCACUGAGAUACAGAAGUUCACUAUCGAUGCAGAGUUCUGCCAACAGCUGAACGAGAUGAUCGGCGAGCUGUUCCUGCCGCGCGACAUGCCGGAGCCGCCCAAGGAGAGCUUCUUCCGGGGGCUGUUCGGCGGCGGCGCCAGGCCCCUCGACAGGGAGGAAUUAUUCGGCGAGAGCAGCGGCAAGCCGCUGCGCACGGUGGCCAAGCACAUCCCGGGCGGCAGCGCGGCGCAGCUGGAGCAGCUGGGCGCGCGGGCGGGCUCGGCGGCGGCCGACGUGGCGCGGGCGCACCAGCUGGUGGUGGAGCGCGGCGACAAGCUGUCGCAGCUCGAGGACCGCACCGAGCGCAUGCACAACCAGGCCGCCGAGUUCUCCUCCUCGGCGCACCAGCUCAUGCUCAAGUACAAAGACAAGAAGUGGUACCAGCUGUGAGCCGCCGCGUCUCCGUGCCCAGGGACGCUACCUUUACUCUUACCUUUCGGCUUAUGAAGGCGGGACGUUCCAAACGUGUAAUAGGAAUUUCUAUGAACGCACCAAAACGAUCUGUUCCCGGGAUGUAUCUCGUGUGCUCUGUCGGUACGGCGGAGUCCGCGAGGGUACCGGGUGUCGUUGACGAAUGCCACAGAGUGCUUUAUUCUAUACUUGUAGCGUGACGACUGCGCCGGUCGGCCGGCAGUCGGCCAGCAGUCGGCAUGCAGUCGGCGGUGCAGCUCGGCAGCGCUCCGCCCGCCCGCUAGAGCUUAGCUACCACGUAGAUGUCUUAUGAACCUUACCUUAGACUCUAAUAGGCGUGACUCUCAUUCAAUGAACGCACAAAGUAAUCGAUAAUUUCGAGCAUCGUCGAUUUCGGUCAGUAGUGUCCCGCUUCGUACGAUCACACGCUGAAUCGUUCAAUUAUUUGUGUGCCUAAGUCGCGGCGCCUUCCCCUGCCCCUCUCAUCCCCCACCCCCUCACUCCCCGCACUCGGCGCCGCUCUCUCCGCAUUCGUUCACGCGAUGUAAUAAUGUAUAUAAAUCGAUAUCAUGAUUUACUUAAAACUCUUUUUAUACAAAUAAUGGCGAAGCGUCGGACUUCGAUGAUAUGUAUGUCCUAGUCUUCUGUUAGUGUUAGGUUUCAGUGGUCGCAGCUCCCCGUCGCCGCACGACUCACCAGCUUCCUACUGUUGAGCACUUAUGUACCGGUGCAGCGACAGUCGUGCGUCAGUCGUGCGGCAGUCGUGCGUCGGCCGGUGCGCUGCGAAGCUCCCCAGCAUGUAGGCUGCAUUUAUGUUAAAUAUUAUUAAGUUACUGUUCUGUAACACUACACAUUAUUUUCAAUGUUGCUAUUAAUUAAUACAUGAUGUAGAUGUACAUUUUAUAGAUACAAAGUGAACUCUAAUCUAAUAUGUAAGGAUAGUCGACGAUGUUGAUUUGUAUAAAGUAUUAAGUAAAUAAUAUAAAGAAAAAUAAUAUAUUAUAAAGAUUGAAAAUUUAAGCAUUGGAUGACAAUAAUUUUUGUUACUUCUCACUGGAGAUUUCUUUGACACUUGACGUGUAGUUUAGUUUCUCUUCCGCACACGUCUGGCUCGCGUCGCCGUCGUCCCGUCCGGCGCCAGCGGACGCUCCGGACAUUCGCCUCAGUUGGUGUUGCCACCGUUUGUAUAUUGACACAUUGAUAGCAAUACUAAAUGCGGGUUACCAGCCUAAAGUAAACCAGACCAAUGGGUGUUGUGUCGGUGUUGCUAGCUAAAAAAAAUAAAUAAAAUAAAGCGAUAACUAUUGUAUAAAAUAAUGGAUAAAGCUCCUUUGUAUAUCGCUGGUAUUAUAUAAGUGAGUGGCGAGAGACUCGCCCCGCGGUCCCUUUGUACUUAUAGAUAAGUUAACUAUAGCAGUUCUGUACUAUAACUUGCUCUAUUAGACAUUUGUGGAAUUGGGAAGAAAUAUUUGCAUAUUGGUAUGGUUCCUCAGUUUUUGCAAAUUGACGUGCAGUAGGUGGUGUCCCUCGCCACGCGUCGCGUAACUAGGGUAGUAUCGGUGUAUCGCAAGGCAAUAACACGCGCGUGGUGACGCACUCGCGCCAAGACUAUUACUGAUACAAUAGAGAGAUGCUAGUUCAGUUUAAUUGUAUUAUUAGUUAGCGAGUAUACUUUAGCCGUGUACGAUAUCGAUGCCAAACUUUGUACUGUUCAUGCUGUGUUAUACAUAAUACAUGUUAUAUUAAUAUCUGUAACUCAAUUUAAUCUUUCUACUUAGUUUAUCGUUUAUGUGACGCAAUACACGUCGACGAUUGCUAAUUCGAAUUAGUGUCAAGUUUUAUCUUGAACAAACAAAUAUUCAUAGUCUGCUAACAAAUGCUGUUCUCCGAAAAUAUCACUGUUUUUAACCAAAUUAUUUUUUUAAGUAGCAAGUUUUAUUGAGGAAUAUUUUCGGAACAAAGUUUACCCAAUUUUAUCGCUCUAUCAGUAGCAAUGAGUGAGGCGUGCACGUGCGCAGCCGGUGCGCCACACGUGCGCGACCGGUGCGCCACACUCGACCGGCAUAUCAGUGGAAUAUAUCAGCCCGUGACCGACGCGGGGAUUCUUCCUGUAGAUCAAUAUUAUAGUUUUGAGACGCUACAAAGUACAUUUUCUAAUGCCCCUUAAUGUAAAGUAGAUUUUUCAUUUUAACUUCAAUAAGAAUUAAAUCUACCGUAAGGUUUUCAACUGAGUAUUAUUUCACAGCAUCGCUACACUUUCGCAUAGCAUAUAGCAUACAUGAUUAUGUAUAGAGCUGUCGUUAGCCGACUAUUUCCAAGUAUAAAUAGUUCGCUUAGAGAUUAUUUUUAUCAGAGUUGAGAUUGAAACGGAGUUUCGUUGUUGAUACAGAUGAAUAAGUUUAACAUGUCCAGCCGAGCGGCUGGCUCUAGUCCUGAACGUGACCACGUCACACGUACCUCAUGCUCCGUGCAAUAUUCUAUAUAACUACGAUGUUAUGUAAAUUGACAAGUUAAGUUUCUCAAUUCUAUUAAUUGUUAAUUAUAGUUGAAGUACGCCACGUUGCAUGUACCUAGACGCCACAAUGUUCGGCGUCACGUCGGCUGCGUAAGCGCACCACAGUGCCAUUACACGCUGACGGUUCAUUUGGAAAUUAUGGGACUAAAUUAUAAAUAUAAGUAUUUGUAAAUAAAUAAUUAAAAAAAAAAAAACAAAAAUCUUGUGGCAAAUUAUUACUUGUUAUGUAACGAAGUGUAGGAUUCAUUUCAAUAUUAUUUUGUAUGAUUAGACGAGUGUCUUUUUCUAAUCGUUCAGAAACGAGGGUUAUAAAGAACUAUAAUAACUAUACAUAUUGUAUAUAAAGGAUGCUGUUGAAUUAUAUUGAUUAUUUAGUUUCGUAGAUGAUUAUUAUAGUCAUUAUUAUAUAUAAAUAAAUUAUGAAAAUAUGAAAAUAAAACUAUAUCAAAG